AUGCAUCUCCAGUUCAAGCUGCGUCGCUGGGAGAUAGAGAUACUGAUGAGUGUGCCCGAAUCGAAAGUCGGGGGCUGGAUGCACAUGGAGAGAACCUUGUGUCAGCGGCACCCCCCUGGCCUGGGGCAGGCCUAUGCCUGGGAAUUCUUUUCGUCUGAUCGAAUUCGAGGUGUCGGCGACCUUACGCUCACCGAGCAACCGAGUGUAGUCCUGCUGGAUCAGGAGAGUGAUGGUCUCCAUUGGAGCAUUGCAGGGGACAAUAUCGGGGAUCCGCGAACCGCGGAUGCCUGUCAGACGCUUCUUCGGCACCAAAUCGCACGGGACAUUGUCUUCUACACGCAUCUGCUGCUUUACGGGCUGCCUUGGAAUGUCCCAGGUUAUGCAGCGAACAAACACGUCCAGCAGGCGCUCAAGACACAACCGUUUCGAUGA
Peronospora matthiolae is the source of this 432-nucleotide messenger RNA. The record is from the annotation of a GenBank genome assembly. NCBI's taxonomy places the organism in Eukaryota, Oomycota, Peronosporomycetes, Peronosporales, Peronosporaceae.